AUGGCCUCAUUAUCUCCAACCCUCAAAGAAAAUGUCAGAAAGGCCUACGACAACAUAGCUGUCGAGUAUGCAGAAUGGACCAAACCAAGCUAUCCUACCCGCGUCGGAUAUCUCCAAAAACUGCUCGCAUACCUUCCUCCCUCACCAGUUGAAAAAUCCGUCCUUGAGUUAGGCUGCGGUUCUGGCCAGCCUUGCACUACUAUCCUUGCUUCCAACCCUAGUCUGAAAGUCACAGCAAACGAUAUCUCACCUGUGCAGCUUGCGCUUGCCGCACAGCAUCUCCCUUCCACAAAUGUAUCCCUGAUUGAGGGGGAUAUGAUGGAGCUGUCUUUUGAAGAUCACAGUUUCGACGCCGUGAUUGCAAUGUAUUCGAUCAUUCACCUGCCGAGGGAGGAACAAGUGACUCUAUUGGAAAGGAUAUACAAGUGGCUGAAGCCUGGGGCAUUCUUUCUGGCGAAUUUUUCGGCAGGACCUGAAUUCGAGGGGUCGUUUGACAAGCACUGGUUGGAUGGGACGGAUGGAGAGGUAUUUUGGAGUAGCUGGGGAGAGGAAAGGACCUGUGAGAUUCUGUCUUCAAUUGGGUUUGAGCUGGUUCUCAGGGAGGUUGUCGUUGACACUGAGGAAGAGAAAGGAGAAGGAAAGGAAGUUCCCUUUUUAUGGCUUCUGGGAAAGAAGGCGGAUAAUUGA
Aspergillus udagawae is the source of this 687-nucleotide messenger RNA. Its product is annotated as class I SAM-dependent methyltransferase. The record is from RefSeq and is a predicted model, not a curated record. Lineage: Eukaryota; Fungi; Ascomycota; Eurotiomycetes; Eurotiales; Aspergillaceae. The transcript has a single exon. Bases 1 to 687 code for a protein of 228 amino acids.